Messenger RNA from Tympanuchus pallidicinctus (lesser prairie-chicken), 3133 nucleotides. It is a transcript of the gene IGFBP5, whose product is annotated as insulin like growth factor binding protein 5. The coding region runs from base 982 to 1791 and encodes 269 amino acids. The transcript has 4 exons. Gene Ontology annotation, biological process: regulation of insulin-like growth factor receptor signaling pathway. Gene Ontology annotation, cellular component: extracellular region. Gene Ontology annotation, molecular function: insulin-like growth factor II binding; fibronectin binding; insulin-like growth factor I binding. NCBI's taxonomy places the organism in Eukaryota, Metazoa, Chordata, Aves, Galliformes, Phasianidae. The record is from RefSeq and is a predicted model, not a curated record.
CAGUAUUCAGUCUCUUUAGAAACUUCUCCAGGGGAAAAGUGUUGGGAGAUCUACAAAGUGGAUUUUUUUUUUCCAUUUUCCUUUUUUUUUUUUUUCUUCCCUCUUUCUCCCUGUUUUUUACCGCUCCUCUGCAGACUUUCCAACCAAACACUUCAAUUUUGCAGAAAACUUCUUUUUUUCCUUUUUUUUUUUUUUUUCUUUUUGCCAUUUUGGGGGGCUUUUUCUCUUUCUCCACUUUUUUUUAUUUUUUAAUUUUUUUAAUUUUUCAAACCUUGGAAGAGGAAAACGAGAGGGUUGAACAGAACCGAUCGAAACACCACUUUGCUUCAUACCACGCUUCCCAGCAGCUCGCUGCGUCGGGAGAGACUUCUCCUGCAGAAGAAGGGGGAGGGAAGGGGAGCUUUGCAUCCCCUCUUCCUUCUCCUGCGCUUUUCUUUUCUUUUUUUUUUCCCCCCUCUUGACUGCUUUGAUGCCAUAAGAGCAGGACGCUGGGUUUCAAGGAACUUUGCUCCCUUCCCAACCUUCCUCCUCCCAUCCCUUUGGGUGCGUGUGCUUGUGUGUGUGUGCGGUCCCAUCCCACUCCCCAACCCCUGCAACCUGUAGGCUGCAGCUCCCCGUGCAACCUUCUCUCCCUUUCCCUCCUCCUCCCCUCCCUUUCUCUUUCUGCGCUCCCGCGGAUCGCCGUGCAAGUCCCCAUUUCCAGGCGAAAAAAGAAAGAAAAAGACUCAAAGCAAACCUAGACCCUCUCCCACAGCUAAAAGAAAAGCGGGAGGCUCUCGCACCUCGAGAAUAACCCUCAGCCUGGGGUGCCCGCAAACAGGGGCUGCGCUUUCAGCCGCUUUUCUUUUUUAAAUUCUCCAGUUUUCUUUUUUUUCUUUUUCCUCCCCCUCUCCCGGAGGGGCCAAGCGGGAAGCAGACGUCCCCCGCCCCCGCCGGCGGCAGCCCCGCGCCCCGUCCCGCAGCAUCCAUUCCCCCGCCGCGAUGCUGCUGCGGCUCCUGGUGCUGCUGGGCGCCUGCCCGGGGCUCUCGCGGUGCCUGGGUUCCUUCGUUCAGUGCGAACCGUGCGACGGCAAAGCUCUGUCGCUCUGCCCUCCGCCGCCGCUGGGCUGCGAGCUGGUGAAGGAACCGGGCUGCGGCUGCUGCCUCACCUGCGCCCUGCCCGCCGGGCAGCCCUGCGGCGUCUACACCGAGCGCUGCGCCCGAGGGCUCCGUUGCCUGCCCCGCCAGGGCGAGGAGAAGCCGCUGCACGCCCUGCUCCACGGCACCGCCGUCUGCCUCAGCGAGAAGAGCUACCGCGAGCAAGCCAAGGCUGAACGGGAAUCCCGUGAGCAUGAGGAGCCGACCACAUCGGAGAUGACGGAGGAGACCUACCCACCCAAGGCCUACCGGCCCAAGCAUGGCCGCCUCUCUGACCUCAAAGCUGAGGCUCUGAAGAAGGACCGCCGGAAGAAGCUGACCUUAGCCAAAUUUGUGGGCAUGGCAGAGAACACAGCACAUCCCCGCGUGGUCAUCCCCGAGCUCCGGCAAGAGUUUGAGCUGGGCCCUUGCCGCAGGCACAUGGAGGCCUCCCUGCAGGAGCUGAAAAGCAGCCAGCGGAUGGUCCCUCGUGCUGUGCAUCUCCCCAACUGCGACCGAAAGGGAUUCUAUAAGAGGAAGCAGUGCAAGCCCUCCCGGGGACGGAAGCGUGGGCUGUGUUGGUGUGUGGACAAAUAUGGCAUGAAGCUGCCGGGGACUGACUACCUGAGUGGAGACCUGCAGUGUCACGCAUUCGACAGCAGCAACGUGGAGUGAAGUCGCAUCCCCUCCCUCUGCCCCAUCACCACCCACCCAGGCUCCCUUCCACCCUCCCCUCCGCACCUCCCUGCGCCCCAGGACUCCGAUUCCUUUCAUCUCAUGUAAGAAGAAUAAAAGAGAGGAAAAGAAAAAAGAGAAAGAGAGGAACAGAACAAAAAAGAUAAAUAAGGGACAAAGAAAAGGAAAAAGGAAAAGAAAAAAAAGAGAAGAAAGGAAAAGUUUAAAAAAAAAAAAAAACGAAAAGAAAAGAAAAGAAAAGAAAAGAAAAGAAAAGAAAAGAAAAGAAAAGAAAAGAAAAGAAAAGAAAAGAAAAGAAAAGAAAAGAAAAGAAAAGAAAAGAAAAGAAAAGAAAAGAAAAGGAGAAAAGGAAAAAGGAAACGAAAGAAGAAAAGAGAAAUACAAACCCUGAAGAGACUGAGGACUCGGAAUCUACAGCAGUGUCUUGACAACAAGGACUCAGCAAGGAAAGGACAGAGCCAGAGACAAGCCAGCUUUGGGUGCUCCGCCGUCCCGCACCUCUCCCUGCACUGCCUGCGCACCCCUGACGUCAAGCAGAGCCCAUGCCGAUGUAAAAAGCUCUCCGAGUUGGUGAUUUUCUAGUACGGGGUGCAGGCGGGGUUAAUUUUUCAUUUAUUUUUGAUUUUUUGUUAGCUAGUCAUUUUCCAAAGGGUCUGGAGAGAAAACCUUGCAGCCAUCAGCGUCUCCCCUCCUUGCUCCGUUCCUCUGGAGUUUCUUCCCUGUAUCGCUGGGAUGCAUUCAAGUCAUUCUUAUCUCCAUCCCAAAUGACCACCCUGAUCCAAGCAGAUUUGGACCAUGCUGGGAGGAACAUGAGGAGGAGGAAGAGGAGGAGCAGGAUUCACUGCGCACCUGGAGAUGAGCUGGGGAGGGACACAAAGCUUCUGCAACGGCAUGAAUACUCCCCAUAGUAUUCGUGAAUAUCAAAAAGAAACAAUCCAAAAGGGAUACAUACCCUUCUCAAUGCGACUCCUCUGGACUUGGGAGGCCAGAAAUCUGAGUUUUGGACAAGUGAGACUCUGAACGUCACCCAUGUGGGUAUGGAAGUGUUUGUGGCGUGCAUGCAUGUGCACAGAUGUGACUUCUCCUCCUUGCCUGGAAACAUGCAAUUUGAGGGCUUCACUGUAAGCAGGGGAAGAGCUGCCAGACUGAGCAGGGAAGAGAGUUAUAGAGGUGUUCCAUCUAUGUCAGCUCCAUGGAUGCUCCAUCACUCCCCAGAGUGAAGCAGGCAUAUAUUGGGACAGGGAAACUGGGGACAAAACCCUUCGCCACCCUUACUGACAUGGCAAAGGCCAACUAUAGAGAUUUUUUUUUUUUUUUUUUU